AUGGCUUCAUGGUGCACUGUAGUAGGUUUUGCCCCUCUGAUUAGUUGUCUCUAUGGCAUUGAAUGGAGAUGCAUAUGGACUGAUCCUGUUCAAGUCUUGCAUUCCCAUUUCAAUUCUGAUUCAAUAAUCCCAUUGAUGAAUCUUUUAUAUUUUUUAAGUGGGAGAAGAGAAAGAAUAUGCAAAAGAGGGAAAAUUGUGAAAAUGAUUGUGCUGGAAUUAACUUCAAAAGAUCUUACAGUGAGAUGUGCAUUGUUUGGGGACUAUGUUAAUCAAGUAAAGCAUUUUCUUGCCUCUGGCUAUGUGGAGCAGCCUGUUGUAGUCAUUCAACUUGCAAAAGUCAAGUUCUUUAGGGGUCAAGUAGGCCUUCAAAAUGUGAUGUAUGCCACUCAAAUGUUAUUUAAUCCUGAUCUUCCUGAAGUUGUUAAAUUCAGGCAGAUGUUAGCAUUUAUGGCUGAGCAAGGUGUCAAUGGUACCCAGCCACUGUUUAUUGCAAAUGAGUGUAAAGUUGUCUCCUUGGAAGAUGAUUUCAUGCGUUUAACUAGAAAAUGCACUAUUGAAGAGCUUCAAGAUAACAAUCAGGAGGGUUCUUUUAUCAUUUUUGGUACAAUCCGAGGUAUUGUUAAGGAUGGAGUUGAAUAUCAUAGUGGGGAGGGUAUUUUCCUUCUCUUUGAUCGUGAGGCAUCUUAUUUGCUUAAGAAAUCAUGUGCUGACUUGUUUACUGAGAUUCAAAGAGGUGCAAGUCUUGUAUGUGGGGAUACUUAUCCUCCCAUAUUCCAAGGGCUUAUUGGAAAGAAGUUACUGCUGAAGGUUGAUACCAAAGGUAUCCCACAUGAUACAUUUUAUGGCACUUUUCGAGUUAGGAGAAUAUGUGAUGAUCCCACCAUUAUUGCCAUGUUUGAACUUCUUGAUUAUGAUGCUGAUGACGAGAGCCUGAUUUACACAAAUCUGUUCCCUAUGGAAAAGGGGAUAUUGGAGGUGUUGUCCCACGUUCUCCAUGCACCGUCCCAAUUUGGAGAGAAGCUUAUUCAUGAAAAUGAUGUUGUGACCUCGAAGGGGAAGAGGAAUUUGAAUCCCCAAUUUGAAGAGGCGGCUGCUGAUGCAGAUGGGCGUGGGUUCAAGAUUACCAAGGUUAAUGGAGUUUGA
Messenger RNA from Arachis stenosperma, 1143 nucleotides. RefSeq lists its product as uncharacterized. Bases 1 to 1143 code for a protein of 380 amino acids. The record is from RefSeq and is a predicted model, not a curated record. Lineage: Eukaryota; Viridiplantae; Streptophyta; Magnoliopsida; Fabales; Fabaceae. The transcript is spliced from 12 exons.